AUGGGUCGGAUGGGGAGCCCGCAGGCCGUUGCAGCGCAGUGCCCCGAGGGACCCGAGCGGCGGACCAGCAAGAGCCGUUCCGCAUACGGCCGGGGCGCAUCGCCGGCCCCCAUCCGCUUCCCACCCGGCAAUUUCAAGCACUCUUUGACUCUCUUUUCAACGUCCUUUUCAUCUUUCCCUCGCGGUACUUGUUCGCUAUCGGUCUCUCGCCUGUAUUUAGCCUUGGACGGAGUCUACCGCCCGAUUUGGGCUGCAUUCCCAAACAACCCGACUCGUUGA
Messenger RNA from Triticum turgidum subsp. durum (durum wheat), 279 nucleotides. NCBI's taxonomy places the organism in Eukaryota, Viridiplantae, Streptophyta, Magnoliopsida, Poales, Poaceae. The record is from the annotation of a GenBank genome assembly.